This is a messenger RNA of Aspergillus ibericus CBS 121593, 1445 nucleotides long. RefSeq lists its product as uncharacterized. Gene Ontology annotation, biological process: positive regulation of transcription from RNA polymerase II promoter by glucose. The coding region runs from base 119 to 1264 and encodes 381 amino acids. Gene Ontology annotation, molecular function: sequence-specific DNA binding. The record is from RefSeq and is a predicted model, not a curated record. NCBI's taxonomy places the organism in Eukaryota, Fungi, Ascomycota, Eurotiomycetes, Eurotiales, Aspergillaceae. Gene Ontology annotation, cellular component: nucleus. The transcript has 2 exons.
CUUUUGGGUCCCUUUUUGCCUCCGAGGCGUGAAUCUUAUACUUCCAGUCGUCUCUUUAUUAUUAGCCACCCAAAGUCCAAACAACAAUCAGAUCCUCUCGCUGAUCUCUACGCUCAACAUGGCUUUCAUGAAUACCACUUCCAGCAUUGCCAUGGCCCUUGCUGGCAAGACGGCCUCUGUUGAUAUUCCCAAGCCGCGUUCCGGCUUCCCCAUGGGGGGCCGCGACUCCGCUCGCCCUGGACAUCCUGCGAUGUUGCCUACUCCGCCCAACUCCAUAUCCCCCACUUUGCCUCCGCAGGGCUUCAGACGACAGGACGCUAAUCCUGGCUACUCCCCGCUUGCCUCUUCGCAUGUGGAGUCCGAUGUCGACCUCGAAGAUCCCGCCGAUCAUGCGAACAGUCCUAACGGCGCCCACGGCGCUGCUCAUAACCUAGAUAGCACCGGGGCCAUCACCCCUGGAAUGUUGGCCAAGUGCCACCUUCCAGAGAUCAUGCUUCAGCAUGGCCCCUUGGCGAUUCGCCACCUGAUGGGCUACCUGACGACUUGCGUCCCAGGUUUCUCAAGAAUCCCCCCUGCCAAAGCGCGCAGGCUGGUGGUGGCUGCGCUGGAGGGUCGCGGCAGCGAUGAUAAGACUGGCGGUCGUGACGGCGAUGUGAUAUUCGAGAAAGUUGGCUGGGGUCGCUGGGACGCUCGCCGUCGUGGUGAGCAGUCUCGGGAUGCGCAACACCUCAACGUGUCGCCACCCUCUAGCGUCUCCAACUCUUUCCCGCAGCGCGGUAUGCAAAUCCCUACCAAGCGGGAGAGCAUGCAGCCCUAUGGCAGUAGCAUCACGGGCGAUUCGGCUGUCUUCUCAUAUUCCGAAAUGGAUUAUGGUGGACAUGACAUUAGCAUGCUGGAACAUGAGGCAGAUAAGAUGUCUCUCGAUGGGAAUGAACGCGAGUACUGCUCGUCGUCUGAGGCUCCAGAUGACGAGAUGCAGGAUGAUGACUGGGGUGAAGAAGAUGUUACUGACGAGGAAGAUUGGGCCCAGAUAGGUGCUGCAGCGCUCCGCGCGCGAUCUUUGAAUGCCACGGGUGGCUUCAUGCACGGGGCGCUUCCAUCGCCGCAGCUCCGCGGCGGGGGACCCGCUGCAUCCUCACUGGCAAAGUCCGCACCGCGCAGAAUACCUGUGCAACAGCUUGGCUUUACUCUCCCAGAAGGCGUCAUGGACGACCGGGAAGAGCGUGCAGCUGUUGAAGCACUCUUACGACUUGGGUCGAUGUAAUGUUAUAUAUCACCGAAGCGUUGCGAGACAUUCAUACCCGCAACGCCUGCAUUCCUUGAUGGUUGAGGCUGGACCUAUCGAUACAUACCUUUACGUUCUACGAAUGAUUCUUUGAAAGAAUUCCCAGCAAGCUGGACGACGUUACGAUUCGACUGGAUCGAUCCGACGAUGCAUUGGGUGG